Messenger RNA from Asterias rubens (European starfish), 2464 nucleotides. Its product is annotated as prokineticin receptor 1-like. The transcript has 3 exons. Bases 1 to 897 code for a protein of 298 amino acids. Gene Ontology annotation, biological process: neuropeptide signaling pathway. Gene Ontology annotation, molecular function: neuropeptide receptor activity. Gene Ontology annotation, cellular component: membrane. NCBI's taxonomy places the organism in Eukaryota, Metazoa, Echinodermata, Asteroidea, Forcipulatida, Asteriidae. The record is from RefSeq and is a predicted model, not a curated record.
AUGAUUUGUUUGUAUUUUUACUCGGGUGAUUCCAAACUUUAUAAUCUGACCUACAACAAAAAGAAGAAGAAGAAGAAAGAGAAGAAGGAAUAUAAAGAGAAGAAGCUUCAGGAAGAAUACGAAAAAGAAGAAGACGACGACGAAGAAGAAGGAAUAUAUUACGGUAUUUUCAAGCCACUCCGGCCCAGGAUGGAGAAGGGUCGACUCGUCACGAUAGUCCUCGCAAUCUGGCUGGUAUCCUUCAUCAUUGCCUUACCCACACCAAUCUACUUAACUACCUCACCACCAACCGUCAACUGCCAGGGUAGAACGGUCCGUAUGUGCUUCGAAGGUUGGUCCAACGUCAAUGCUGCUAAAGGGUACGCUAUCUUCAUCACGUUGGCCGAGUUCCUGGUUCCCAUCUACACCAUGGGGUUCAUCUACUUCAGUAUCGCCGUCAAGCUCUGGACGCACCGGACACCACCGGGGCAAGUCACGGCGAGGCACCGGGAGAUCAUGAUGGUCCGGAAGCAGAAGACGAUUCCAAUGCUUAUCACUGUCGUAGUGGCUUUCUUUCUCUGCUACGCUCCGUACCACGGAUACAACCUCGCCAUGAAUUACUAUCAGGAAGAAUGGCACGAGACGGUACCACACUUCUAUUCCCUGUACUACGUCAUCGAAAGCAUCGCCAUGUUGAAUGCAGUCAUUAGUACCAUAAUCUAUUAUCUGAUGAGUCCGACGUUCAGGAAAGAAACCAAGAGCUUUGUCAACGGGAUGCUGUGUCAUUGCCCGCCGGUUUUUUUAGGACUCCGCCGAGUGUCGUUCCAUUCAGGAGCUAGCCACUCCUACAACACACGGAACGGCUCUGCGUUCCGGAAGCCCGUCGGAGGACCGGACACACUCGAAACCAGGAUUUGAAAAACAAAAUCGUUCCACCACGAACAUUCUUUGAAAACCGAGUUAGCUUGAUUUAUGUGAUCAUAAGAAGUAUCAGUCACCGAUGGAAAAUGAGAAGGACGCCCUCAAUCACGUCCAAUCCUGCGACUUUAUUUGAAAAGUUUAAACCAACCGUAGACUGAGCGGAUAAAGACAGGUCCCGCCGGUAGAUCCAGUGAUUCCAUUGGAUACAAUGAUAUCAUUGGAUACAUGCAGUGACCUGAACUUUCCAUGCCCAAACAGUAUCAGUACUGUCGCCUGUCAUCGCGUAUCUCUAUGUGAAAUGAGGGAGGUCAAACUACACGCCGGUUUUGUUGCAUGCAAUUAUGUCCUUAUGCAAUACUAUCCGGAGAACAUAACGGCAUAUGCAAUAAAUGUCCGCCGAUUGGUUUUGCAUAUGCAAUCGUGUCCGGAGCGGGCAGUAUUGCAUGGCGGACACAAUUGCAUCCGACACCGGUCUCUGGCGUUAUUCACGAGCCUCGAAGAAUGACGUCAGACGUUCAGGCUACACCAACCGUCGAUUGCAGGAUCAAAUCAACUUGGCACAAGACCCCAUCAACAGAGGGGGUGAUUUCCACUUUAUUGGAUCAAUAUUCGCAUCUUGGAACUGAGUUGUAUAUUACAGCGAUCAUAUUAUGUAAAUAGCUAUAGCCUAUUUUAAUUGAACCAUAAUCAAGUAUUCUAUUGAAAACACAGCAUUUUGUAAAUCAUAAAUGAACACACAAGCUGAUUAUUUUACUGGUACGCGAGAUUGAACAGAUAACUAUGAUUUGGAUUGUUAAUGGCUAGUGGUCUACUCAUCCUUUUAUGAAUCGUUUGGUAAGUAUUUCAACUCGAUGACAGUCCAGUGUAUAGCCCCCUCUGUGGCUCAGUUUUUAACUGGACGUUUUUUGAGCCAGAUAUUCAGUUCUGCUGGGAUUUGAACACGUUGCACUGUGGAGCAUCACAAAAGGCAGUUUUACCACUGUGCAACAAAUGUCAUAUUUUACUGGACCUUACUUUGCAGGAUGAUCGUCAUGCAUGGUGUUUUUGUUUUGUGGAUUGUUUUGAAGAAAAAGUGAGAUAAGAAAAGGUUUAGAGAGAUUGGAAAUAGGAAGGCGAGUGUGUCACAUUGCCGUAAAAGCUUAGUUAGUUUGAAAAAUUGCAACAUUCCGGAACAAAAUCCAGUAGUAGUACAGGAAUGGUUUUAAAGAAGUUUAAUUAAAGUUAACUGCUGGUACGUAAUACUACGCUAAAAGCCGGCAUCUGGCGUUCAUCACAUGAAGCCUCAAAAUGUGAUGUCAUAAUUCGGGCUACCAUUUUGUUGGCCUUGUCUGAAUCAAUUGACUUUUGCUACGGCUAUGGCUAGAUCUAUUUCUACGGCUAUGGAUAAGGCUUGUGGCUACGGCUAUGGUCGAUAGCUAAAACGGCUACGUUUCAUUAAAGACCUUUUCAUAAUGGCCGACCCCGGUCACGGCCAUAGUACAUGUAAUAGUUUUGAUAGGCGUGUCAUGGCCGAGUCGUUAAGGAGAGCACCGGAUUCAAGCUCUGGGCCCAAUUUCAUAGAGCU